Messenger RNA from Zonotrichia leucophrys gambelii, 1820 nucleotides. It is a transcript of the gene DNAJC11, whose product is annotated as DnaJ heat shock protein family (Hsp40) member C11. Lineage: Eukaryota; Metazoa; Chordata; Aves; Passeriformes; Passerellidae. The record is from RefSeq and is a predicted model, not a curated record. The transcript is spliced from 16 exons. Gene Ontology annotation, biological process: cristae formation. The coding region runs from base 65 to 1744 and encodes 559 amino acids.
CGGCCGGACCGCCGGGCCGCCAGGGGGCGCCGCAGCGGGCGGCGCGGGGUGAGAGGUCGGGACGAUGGCGGCGGCCUUGGGCGAGGAGGCGCCGGACAACGAGGACUACUACGGGCUGCUGAACGUGCGCCGUGAGGCCUCCCAGGAGGAGCUGAAGGCGGCGUACCGCCGGCUGUGCAUGCUCUACCACCCCGACAAGCACCGCGACCCCGAGCUCAAGAGCCAGGCUGAGCGUCUCUUCAACCUUGUCCACCAAGCCUAUGAAGUGCUUAGUGAUCCACAGACCAGAGCCAUCUAUGACAUAUAUGGGAGGAGAGGACUGGAGAUGGAAGGCUGGGAGGUUGUGGAACGAAAGAGAACUGCAGCUGAAAUCAGGGAAGAAUUUGAGCGUCUGCAGAGGGAGAGGGAAGAGAGGAGACUGCAGCAGAGAACUAAUCCAAAGGGAACAAUUAGUGUGGGAAUAGAUGCCACUGACCUGUUUGAUCGCUAUGAUGAGGAGUAUGAAGAUGUGCCUGGGAGCAGCUUUCCCCAGAUUGAGAUCAACAAAAUGCACAUAUCCCAGUCCAUCGAGGCACCCCUGACUUCCACAGAUACAGCAAUACUGUCUGGAAACCUUUCCACCCAGAAUGGGAAUGGAGGGGGAUCAAUUAAUCUUGCACUGAGACGAGUGACAUCUGCCAAGGGAUGGGGAGAGUUGGAGUUUGGAGCUGGAGACCUUCAUGGACCUCUCUUUGGGCUGAAGAUAUUUCGUAAUCUUACACCAAGAUGUUUCAUCACCACAAACUGUGCCCUGCAGUUCUCAUCGCGCGGGGUCCGCCCCGGCCUCACCACGGUCCUGGCCCGAAACCUGGACAAGAACACCAUGGGCUACCUGCAGUGGAGGUGGGGCAUCCAGUCAGCCAUGAACACCAGCAUUGUCCGGGACACCAAAAGCAGCCACCUCACCCUGGCAAUGCAGCUGGGAAUCCCCCAUUCUUUCAUGAUGGUCAGUUACCAGCAUAAGUUUCAGGAUGAGGAUCAAACACGAGUGAAAGGUUCUCUCAAGGUGGGUUUCUUUGGGACCAUAGUGGAGUAUGGAGCAGAGAGGAAGAUUUCCAGACACAGUGUUCUAGGAGCCACUGUCAGCGUUGGUGUUCCCCAAGGAGUGUCCUUGAAAAUCAAGCUGAAUAGGGCCAGCCAGACCUACUUCUUCCCUGUCCAUCUAACAGAUCAGCUGCUUCCCAGUGCUGUGUUCUAUGCCACCGUGGGACCUCUCGUUAUCUACUUUGCCAUGCACAGGCUGGUCAUCAAACCCUACCUCAGGGCACAGAAGGAGAGGGAGCUGGAGAAGCAGCGGGAGAGCACAGCCAGUGACAUCCUACAGAAGAAACAGGAGGCUGAAGCAGCAGUCCGGUUAAUGCAGGAGUCAGUCCGAAGGAUAAUUGAAGCAGAGGAAGCCAGAAUGGGUCUGAUUGUAGUGAAUGCCUGGUAUGGGAAGUUUGUUAACGACAACAGCAGGAAGAAUGAGAAGGUGAAGGUUAUAGAUGUGACUGUGCCUCUGCAGUGCUUGGUGAAGGACUCUAAACUCAUCCUUACAGAGGCCUCCAAGGCUGGGCUGCCAGGCUUCUACGACCCCUGUGUGGGUGAGGAGAAGAGUUUGAAAGUGCUUUAUCAGUUCCGAGGAGUUCUGCACCAGGUGAUGUCAGCUGACAAUGAGGCCCUUAGGAUACCAAAGCAAUCUCACAGGAUCGAUGCCGACGGCUAAUCCGGGAGCGCGCGUCCCCCACGGUCCCUGGCUCAACAGAAACUGCAAAACCUCCCCCGGACGCUGCCAGUUUGAA